Trametes versicolor FP-101664 SS1 is the source of this 1002-nucleotide messenger RNA. RefSeq lists its product as uncharacterized. Gene Ontology annotation, molecular function: RNA binding. Lineage: Eukaryota; Fungi; Basidiomycota; Agaricomycetes; Polyporales; Polyporaceae. The transcript has 5 exons. Gene Ontology annotation, cellular component: nucleus. The coding region runs from base 1 to 1002 and encodes 333 amino acids. The record is from RefSeq and is a predicted model, not a curated record.
AUGUCCUCCAAGCGCAAGUGGGAUCAGGAAGGCCCAGAGGGCGGUGAAGGCGAAGGGCCAUCCGCCAAAGCUGUGAAAGUGGAGGAUGGCAAGACUGCGUCUGAGGCUGCCGCAGCUGCGGCUGCUAUCGCUGCCAAAAUCGCCGCCCAGUUCGCGAGCUCAGGCGGCGCGAGCUUGGGCCCCAAGGAUCCGCAUGAUGGCGACUUCACCAAGGACAUCGACAUCAACGACGUCAGGAACAGAUACCUUCUCACGAAAGGGUCCACUCAACAACAGGUUCACGAGGAGACCGGUGCUUCCGUGAGCACAAAGGGCGUUUGGUACCCCGACAGGUCCAAGGCCACCGAGAAGGAUCCUCCCCUCUACCUGCAUGUGUCGGCAACGAGUCCAGAGAUGCUUGAGGCAGCUGUCGGCAAAAUCAAUGACCUGAUGAACUUGGACAUGGGAUCAUUGGUGGAGGACAAGAGCAGCCGUGUCAGGGAGAGACGCAAAUGGCCAGAAGAGAAGAUUCCAAUUGGUAUUGACAGCAUCAGGAACUUCAAUGUUCGUGCCAAGGUGGUCGGACCAUCGGGUAUGUUCGUCAAAUACAUCCAGCAGGAGACGGGUACUCGCGUGCAGAUCAAGGGGCAAGGCUCCGGAUUCGUUGACCAGGACACAGGCCACGAACACGACGAGCCCAUGUUCAUCCACGUUACCGGCCCGGACGAACAGCAAAUACAGCGUGCGAAAGCACUCACCGAGGAUCUGCUGGAGGUCGUGCGUGGAGAACACGACAAAAUGAAGGCGCUCCUGCAGCAGCAACAAAUGGAGCUCCAUCAAGCACAAGUCCAGUACGCUGCUUACAGUGCUUACGGUGUAUGUAUGCUCCACUCAUGUUUGUCGCUUCUGCGUGCCAGUCUCACGUGGCAUACAAGUUGCCUCUAUGAUUUUGGUCUGUAUAUCCGUGUGGUGUACUCGCUCACACGCUUGUAUUUAGGGAUACCAACCGCCACCGCCGGGUAG